UUUCACAAUCUCCUAUGUCUCUCACUCUAGUAUCAGAGGGGCUGCGAGCACACACAUACACACACACUGAGUGAGUCUCUCUGUGUCCUGCCGUCUCACUCAGCAUUUCAGGAACACAAGCUGACUGUUCUGCACUCUUCUCUGCAUGACUGUCACAAAGACUCUCAUUGGAAAAAGCAAGCGCUUGUCAGAGAAAUGGAGCACGGCUACAGUUGCUAGGAUAGGAUUGGUCAGAAACACUUUUAAGAUGUCAUGGCGGCCAACCUACCGAAGCUCCAAGUUUCGAAACGUCUAUGGCAAAGUGGCCAACCGAGAGCACUGCUUCGAAGGCAUCGCAAUCACAAAGAACGUCCAUGACAACCACUUCUGUGCGGUCAACGGCAAGUUCCUCGCCAUAGUUACGGAGAGUGCGGGAGGAGGAUCCUUCGUUGUUAUCCCGGUCACUCAGUUUGGCCGGAUCGAAUCUCACUAUCCAAAGGUCUGCGGUCACCAAGGCAACGUCCUGGACAUAAAAUGGAAUCCUUUUCAUGACAACAUAAUCGCUUCUUGUUCAGAGGACUCUUCUGUGCGAAUAUGGGACAUCCCUGAUGGUGGACUGAGAAGAAAUUUGACCGAGGCUCUAUUAGAACUGUAUGGCCACAGCAGGCGUGUAGGCCUCAUAGAGUGGCACCCAACCACUAGUGGCAUUCUCUUCAGUGCUGGCUAUGACUACAAGAUCCUGAUUUGGAAUCUUGAGAUUGGCGAGCCAGUGAAAAUGAUUGACUGCCACACAGAUGUGAUCCUCUGUAUGUCGUUUAACACUGAGGGAAGCCUUCUGGCCACCAGCUGCAAGGACAAGAAACUUCGCAUUAUCGAGCCCCGCUCUGGCAAAGUGCUACAGGAGGCAAACUUCAAGAACCACAAAGUGAACCGUGUUGUGUUCCUAGGCAACAUGAAACGACUUCUGACGACAGGCGUGUCCCGUUGGAACACACGCCAGAUUGCUCUCUGGGACCAGGAGGAUCUGUCCAUGCCUAUCAUUGAGGAGGAGAUUGAUGGCCUGUCAGGCCUGCUUUUCCCUUUCUAUGACGCAGACACACAUAUGCUCUACCUAGCAGGCAAGGGUGAUGGGAACAUCCGGUACUACGAGAUAACCCUGGAGAAGCCCUACUUGCAGUAUCUCAUGGAGUUUAGAUCCCCUGCACCACAGAAAGGGCUUGGAGUGAUGCCGAAGCAUGGGCUGGAUGUAGGAGCGUGUGAAGUCUUCAGGUUUUAUAAGUUGGUGACUCUGAAGGGCCUGAUUGAGCCUAUCUCUAUGAUCGUGCCUAGAAGGUCAGAGACAUAUCAGGAAGACAUAUACCCCAUGACUCCUGGGACAGAACCUGCACUUUCUGCUGAUGAGUGGCUCAGUGGAAUCAACAGAGGCCCUAUUCUCAUGUCCUUGAAAGAGGGCUACAACAGGCCCAACAAGAUGGUAUUCAAGGCCCCUGUAAAGGAGAAGAAGAGUGUGGUGGUCAAUGGUAUUGACCUGCUGGAAAAUGUGCCUCCCCGUACAGAGAAUGAGCUCUUGCGGAUGUUCUUCAGGCAGCAGGAUGAGUUGCGAAAACUGAAGGACGAGCUCACUCAAAAGGACAUUAAGAUCCGACAGCUUGAGCUGGAGCUCAAUAACAUAAGAAACAGCCCAAACAACAAUAACAACAGCAAUGAUAGCAGCAUUUGACAUGAAAUCAUUAAUGUCUCUGUUGAUUUCCUGUCCUAAAGUGACACUAUAUACAGUAAGCCUCCAGCAAUGCUGACACUACACAAGGACCUCCUCCUUCCUAACGGUCCAAUAUCCUCCUUCCAAGAUCCCUGUAGACCAAGUGCUCGUCUUCAUUAAGCAGUGUUUCACACUUGACCCCCAGUGUUGACACUACAGCGACCAUGUGCUAAGUUGACUUUAUUGGAGUGAUGAUUCAAUACUCUCCCUUCAAAUGUCCUUCAUUCACAAUACCAAUCUACCUGCGGUAGCUCUUCCUAUAUACAGUGAAGGGGUACACAAGACUCACAAAUACAUAAACUGGCACCACCCACAGAUAGGUUGGGAGGUGCAGUGGGUAAUGAACAGAAAGGGCUCCUCUUUCCUUUUCGUUAUAUUUAUUAAAGGGUUAGUUCACCUAAAAAUGUAAAUUCUGUCAUUUGCUCCCCCUCAGCAAACCCGUAUGACUUCCUUUCUUAUGUGUAACAGGUUUUAAGAAGAAUGACAGCCUCAGUCACCAUGUACUUUCAUUUUAUGGAAUAAAAUGCAAUGAAAGUAAUUUGGUGACAUUGACUAACAUUUUUCUUUUGUGUUCCACUGAAGAAAGGAAGUCAUAAGGGUUUGGAACAAUAUGAAGGUGAGUAAAUUAUGAAAGAUGAUCUUUUUAACCAUUCUCUUUCGUGUAAUUCUAAUCCCUUCCUCUCUUUUGUCACAUAUGAAUGUUUACUUCAAGACUGGUAGUUUUGCAUUGGAUUGGUUUUGAUUUGACUUGGCUAAUAAUUGCAGUAUCAUCUCGUAAUUUAAUCUUACCUAGAUUUAAGUAUUAGAAAUAUUUAUUUAAUUAUUUCCUUAUUAGUAAUUGUUCUAAAUAUCUCAGUAAACGCCAUAUAGAGUCAUAGCUAUUAAGCCAGAAAUAAAAAAAAAGUAUUGUAAGGUUUAAGAUAAAAAAUGUUUAAUGACUUUAAGGUAAAUUAGAAAUGCUUCACCAAUCAAGCUGUAUUCUCAUGAGAACUGAAGUACAGUUAGGUUUGUUAUGACAGUACCCACAGUGCUGAUUGAAUGGAGAACAUUUUUCAAAAACCACAGUUCAGCACAACACAAUAGAUGAUAUUUAUCCAAAUGACACCCUGGAGUAUUGGGUUAUUACUCAUUUGAGUUGGGAACUGUGGUGACACUUUAGUUGCUCCUCUUCACAUUGUGCAAGUCAGUUUAUAGAGGCAACACAAAUGGGUCAAUAAAGCAAUUAAUAAACUUAGUGAGAAGAUUUUACAGUGUGAAUAAACAAGCAACGUCAGAUUAAUUUUAUACACUGAUAUACACAAAAACAAUCGCGGUCAAAAUUUUGGAAUAAUGUACAGAUUUUUUACUUUUUAUUCACCAAAGUGGCAUUCAACUGAUCACAAUGUAUAGUCAGGACAUUAAUAAAGUGAAAAAUUACAAUUACAAGUUUAAAUUUGUUCAAACUACAAAGAGGUCUCAUCAGCAAUGACAGCUUUACAGAUCCUUGUCAUUCCAGCUGUCAGUUUGUCCAGAUACUCAGGUGACAUUUCACCCCACACUUCCUGUAGCACUUGCCAUAGAUGUGGCUGUCUUAUCGUGCACUUCUCACACACCUUACAGUCUAACUGAUCCCACAAAAGCUCAAUGCAGUUAAGAUCCAUAAAACUCAUUUCCAAUUAUCUGUUGUACAAUAUCUGUGUUUCUUUGCCCACUCUAACAUUUUCUUUUUGUUUUUCUGUUUCAAAAGUGGCUUUUUCUUUGUAAUUCUUCCCAUAAGGCUGCACCCCUGAGUCUCCUCUUUACUGUUGUAAAUGAAACUGGUGUUGAGCGGGUAGAAUUCAAUGAAGCUGUCAGCUGAGGACAUGUGAAACGUCCAUUUAUCAAACUAGAGACUCUGAUGUACUUAUCCUCUUGUUUAGUUGUACAUCUGGUCUUCCACAUCUCUUUCUGUCUUCGUUAGAGUCAGUUGUCCUUUGUCUUUGAAGACUGUAGUGUACACCUUUGUAUGAAAUCUUCAGUUUUCUGGCAAUUGUAAGAAUUGUAUAUUCCUCAAAACAAUGAUUGACUGACGAAUUUCUAGAGAAAGCGGUUUCUUUUUUGACAUUUUUAACCUAAUAUUGAUCUUAAGACAUGCCAGUCUAUUGCAUAUUGUGGCAACUAAAAAACAAUCACAAAGACAAUGUUAAGCUUCAUUUAACAAACCAAAUAGCUUUCAACUGUGUUUUAUUUAAUGGCAAAUGAAUUUCUAGUACCAAAUUAGCAAUAUAGCAUGAUUACUCAAGAAUAAGGUGGAUGUGAUGGCUGCUGGAAAUGGGGGCUGUCUAGAUUUGAUAAAAAAAUAUAUAUUUUUUUCAAAUAGUGAUGGUGUUAAAUCUGUACAUUAUUCCAAACUUAUGGCUGCAAGUGUAUUCAAAUCUUGUAUGGAAUCCACUAAUUGUAAAAUUAAAUUAAUAGUAACAGAUGUACAUUAGUAUUAGACACUGACACUGUCAUUUCAUAAGGAUCUGGGUAAGUAAAGUUUGAAGGAAAUGUAAAACUGACCACUCGAAGAAAGAGAUGGAGAGAGAGGUCUGGCUGGUAGAUUUUUGAUUGAACAGUCUAACUGUAAGAUGACAUGCUAUGUUUCAAUGGAUAGUUCACCCAAAAAUGAAAAUUAUUUUAUCAUGUAUUCACUCUCACGCCAUACCAGAAUAUCUCAGUUCUGUAGGUCCUUAUAAUGCAAAAUAAUGGUGGACAGAACUCUGAAGCUCCAAAAAGUAUAUAAAGGCAGCAUCAAAUUUAUCCAGAUGACUCCAGUGGUUUAAUCCAUCUCUUCUGAAAUGAUGUGGGUGAGAAACAGAUCAAUAUUUAAAUAUUUACCUUUUUUACAAAAAAUCUGCCAUCCUAUUCAUGUUCAUGAGAGUUCUUCUGUUUGUUUGUUUUUUUGUCUUUUUUUUUUUAUGAUGAUUCACAUUUUUGGUUUAUAUCAACACCUACUGGGCAGAGAGGAGAAAGAAAAUAUGGAUAAAGCCAAGGAAAAUAAUAAAUAAAUCAUAUUUGCACAACAGCCCACUAGGUGGCAAGAUGCACAAAUUUGCAAUUCGGCAAAAAAAAGAAUAACUGGUGCCUUGUAGUUAAAAACUAAAUUUAGAUUUAAAUAGUGAUCUGUUCCUCACCCACACCUAUCAUAUUGUUUCUGAAGACAUGGAUUUAACCACUGGAGUCUUAUGGAUUGUUUGUAUACUCCCUUUGUGCUUUUUGAACCUUCAAAGUUCUGGUCACCAUUCAUUUGCUUUGUAUGGACCUACAGAGCUGAAAUAUUCUUCUAAAAUCCUUGUUUGUGUUCAGUAGAUGAAAGAAAGUAAUACACAUCUGGGAUGGCAUAAGAGACAGACAAUUAUGAGAGAAUUUAAAUUUUUGGGUGAACUAACCCUUUUAGACUGACUGUGAUUGAAAAAGCACAAUGAAACGCUGUUAGUUCUUUUUAUUAUUGAAAAUUCAAUAAUAAUUUCAAUUUAAAUCAAACAUAUUUAAUGAUACCAUUUUCAAUUUUUUUACUUUUAAUAUGCCACAAAAUACAGGUGCAGUCUUGCUCUUUAUGUCGCGUAAAACCUAUUAAUUAGAACAAGAACAGAUUGGUUGUGCCCUUAUAAGAUCAACUAAAAGCUAAAAAAAAAAAAAAAAAAACUUUAUCAGCAAAUCUUACAAAAAAAUGUUUUUAAAGUUGAAUGGCACAUUUAAUUGGUGAUCACUUUCAUUCUUAAUUGAAAUCAGUAAUUAAUAAAAGUCCUCAGACGUUUCUCAAUCAGCAUGGAGAUCAAGUUGGUUUGCCUUUGCAGCCAGUGAGUGUUUGAAACUUUCUGGCUGUAACUAUUUAAUGAAAACAAUAUGAACCUCAAGCUUUGUAAAUAUUUUGCCUCAUAAAAUAAUAACGCAAACUCCUGUGCUCCGGUUUCAUUUUUGCAUAUCAUGUGUUUUGAGGGAGAAAGUUCCCUACAAUAAUUCUGAGAUUAUGGGGCAGUAAAGCCACAGUCUUUGGCAGAGCAUUGGAGUUCACAUACCAUGGAUCAGACACUGCACUGCAUCCAAAUGUGUUAAACAGCAACAUUAGAAGAUUUCUGGCAAUAAACAAAACGUUCAGGGGAUACAGUGGGUAAUAUCCUAGCCUAUGUAGUAGACUUCAAAACCAAUAUGUGAAAUGAAUAAUCAACAGUUUCCUGCACAGACACUUGUAAGGCACUACAACGUGACUGGAACACUCAUCUAGAAUCCAAAUUCUCUCGUGCCUUAUAAUACAUAGUGUACAACGUUUGGCUGCAGAAGUAAGGGGAUAUUCAUUUAGAUGCUCAGUGUGAGGUGCCUGAAACUCUGCUGUUCUCGGGCCCUUCAUUUUGUCAGAGAACUCUCUCGCUGCCAAAUAUUGUGACAAUAUUGGGCUGAAGAGUUAUGCGUGACAUUAGGCUAAACUUUGGCUUUGAUUAAAAUGAAGAACAUGAAUGGGUAGAGUUGCUCAAUUUAUUAUGGAUAACUGUCUUACUUCUGUUUAUCAGGAGAUCAUAUUAAAGAGACUGCAUUUACAUUUAGCUUUUAUCCAAAACGACUUACAGUGCACUUAUUACAAUCCCCUCUGAGCAACCUGGAGUUAAGUGCCUUGCUCAAGGACACAAUGGUGGCAAACUAAACAAAACAACUUCCCGUGGAGUAAAUUGUAAUGCACUCAUAUGGUUCAUUGAAACCAAUUGCCUCCACUCAUUGGAGAAUUUAAUUUACCUGUCCAUCUUACACAGAAAAAUAUGUCAAAGGACUAUCGGU
Molecule: messenger RNA, 6508 nt
Organism: Xyrauchen texanus (razorback sucker)
Lineage: Eukaryota; Metazoa; Chordata; Actinopteri; Cypriniformes; Catostomidae
Product: coronin-2B
Exons: 13
Coding region: 146-1699 (517 amino acids)
Biological process (GO): actin filament organization
Molecular function (GO): actin filament binding
Source: RefSeq, a predicted model, not a curated record